Monodelphis domestica (gray short-tailed opossum) is the source of this 2295-nucleotide messenger RNA. RefSeq lists its product as uncharacterized. Lineage: Eukaryota; Metazoa; Chordata; Mammalia; Didelphimorphia; Didelphidae. The record is from RefSeq and is a predicted model, not a curated record.
CCAAUGGAAUGUCAGUCCUGGUCACCAGGAGCUCAGUUGCCUCCCUUGUGAGAAGAGCAGAUGCCAAUAAAUUGUCUCAUGGUCCAAGUCAGACUCUGGAACUCUAUAAAUCAGCUCCCAGGCCAAGGAUCCUUAGCCAGAGUGAUAAUACACCAUUAAGGAAGAGCCCCAUUCCUUGGAGUCCGAAUCAUGUGUGACCAGCAGCAGCAGCAGUGCUGUGUGAAAGGGUCCUCCUUUGUUCCCUCUGCAGCCGGUGCCCCUGUCAAUGGGGACAAUAUAUAUUCAGGAAAUGGUCAAGCUUCGGGUCAGUCCCAGAUCUGCUACGUCCAGUGCCAGGCCCCAAGCCAGGCCCAAGGAUCCUACAUAGAAUACCAAGUCGGAUGCCCUGUUCAGACCUAUGUACAAUCUUCUCCAGCUUGCUGUACUGAAACUUGUUACGUGCAGUGCCCAGCUCCAUGCCCCACCGAGGUCUAUAUACCAGUCCCAGCUCCUCAGCCAGUUCAGACUUAUGUAGAAUACUACCCUCAGCGCCAGUCUCAGGGGUACUAUAACAGCUGUGCCCCUCAGCGCCAGUCUCAGGGGUACUAUAGCAGCUGUGCCCCUCAGCGCCAGUCUCAGGGGUACUAUAGCAGCUGUGUCUCUCAGCGCCAAUCUCAGGGGUACUAUAGCAGCUGUGCCCCUCGACGCCAGUCUCAAUACUAUGACCAAUACCAAGGAUCUUACAGCGGCUGCUCCCCUCAAAAUCAGUGUCGGCAGUCUUACAGUAGAAGUCAAGCUCCAUGCAUGUCUCGGCCUUCUUAUAGGAGCUAUUCCCCUCCAUGUGGCCCACCACGUGUGUCUCAGCCAGCCUAUAGGAGUUGUUCUCCUCCUUGUGGUCCGCCACGCAUGUCUCGGCCUACUUAUAGGAGUUGUUCCCCUCCGUGUGGCCCACCACGCAUGUCUCGGCCUACUUAUAGGAGUUGUUCACCUCCGUGUGGUCCACCACGCAUGUCUCGGCCUACUUAUAGGAGCUGUUCCCCUCCAUGUGGCCCACCACGCAUGUCUCGGCCUACUUAUAGGAGCUGUUCCCCUCCACGCAUGUCUCGGCCUACUUAUAGGAGCUGUUCCCCUCCACGCAUGUCUCGGCCUACUUAUAGGAGUUGCUCCCCUCCGUAUAGCCCUCCACGCAUGUCUCGGCCUACUUAUAGGAGCUGUUCCCCUCCACACAGAUCUUGGCCUACUUGUACUUAUUGUACCCCUCCACGCCAGUCUCAGCCGUGCUAUGAUAGCUGUCUUCCUAGGCGUCCAGCUUCAGGGUCUUCUCAGAGAUGUGGUCCCAAAUACCGGGUAGAAAUUUCUUCUUCCAACUGUCCUGCUCAGGUCCCCCCAAUUAGGCGGCCUGUUCAGAUCCCCCCCUGCAGACGACCCUGCCAGGGCUCUAGUACACAAUAUUCUUGUAGUGCUCCCUGCCCACGGCCAUGUCCAGAGCCAUAUCCACGCCGAGGUUCCCAUUCAUCUUCAGAGCAAGGGCCAAGACCAUGCCCACUUCCAGCUCCACGAUCGUGCCGGAAACCAUGUCCUGAGCCGUGUCCCGCACCCCGACCUGAGCCUUGUCCUGCACCCCGGCCUGAGCCCUGUCCUGCACCCCAGCCCAGUUUAGAGCCAUAUCCAGAGCCUUGUUGUCCCGAGCCACCAAAUAUGGAAUCCUGUGGCCGAAGCAGUCCUUGCAACUACUCCAAACCAUGCCCAAGCCCACCUCCUUGCCCAAGUUUUUCUGGCUGUAAUGAAUCUGAUCCUCGACACCUAGAUAUCGAGCCUCCCCUCUGUGGCCCUGCUGGAUAUAAUGAGGGAGGGGCCUGUGGUUCUGGAGGAUGCUCAGGACCACAAGAUAUGGGUGGGUCUGGUACCAAAGGGGGUGCCUUUUGUGGAGUGAAGGGCUGCUAUUUCUAAUAACCCUAUUCCCCUUACUGCUGCUAUGCGGGCAAAAUAUUCCCUGUCCUGAGACAUCGCUUAAAUUUUUUCUUUUUCUGGGAUUUAUUUCCAACCUCCCCUUAAGAUAUGGUAAACUGGAAGAGGACAACAUCUUAGCCUUCUUUCUAUUCUUGCAGAGACCAUUGAAUGUAGUCAAUAACUAAUUAUUAUUUGUUGAUUGAUUGAUCCGUCCAAACCCUCCUUCACUUCUUAUCACUCUCCUACCUUGCUGGUGGCUAACUGUGUGGGUCUCCCUUUUUACCCUUCCCUCACUAAGUUCUGUCCUAUACCACCAAGAGAUGGGACUGACAGCAAACUUGCAACAAUAAAAAUGAGAAGUUAAAG